GGCCCAGGGGGCGGGGAAGGGGGGCCGGGCCUGGAUCCACUGGGAGGCCGAGCGAAAGGCCUGGCCGUGGCUCGCGCGGUCCCGGGGACGCGAAUCAAACGGCGGCGGCGCGGAUUGAACGGCGGCGGCGGCGGGUGGAAGGCGAGAGCCCGAACGGGCGCGUGCGGGGGCUAUGGCGUCCGUGCAGGCGUCCCGCCGCCAGUGGUGCUACCUGUGCGACCUGCCCAAGAUGCCGUGGGCCAUGGUGUGGGACUUCAGUGAAGCCGUGUGCCGCGGAUGCGUGAACUUCGAGGGCGCGGAUCGCAUCGAGCUGCUCAUUGAUGCCGCCCGCCAGCUCAAGCGCAGCCACGUGCUCCCCGAGGGCCGUUCUCCGGGGCCCCCAGCCCUCAAACACCCGGCCACUAAGGACCUGGCUGCCGCCGCCGCACAGGGCCCUCAGUUGCCGCCUCCACAGGCCCAGCCCCAGCCGUCGGGGACAGGCGGCGCUGUCUCCGGCCAGGACCGCUAUGACAGGGCCACAUCGUCGGGCCGCCUCCCCCUGCCCUCGCCCGCCCUGGAGUACACCCUGGGGUCCCGCCUGGCCAAUGGACUGGGCCGUGAAGAGGCUGUGGCGGAGGGGGCGCGAAGGGCCCUGCUUGGCUCCAUGCCCGGCUUGGUGCCCCCCGGGCUGCUAGCAGCUGCGGUGUCUGGCCUGGGAAGCCGAGGCCUGACGCUUGCACCCGGCUUGAGUCCUGCCCGUCCAGCUUUUGGCUCCGAUUUCGAGAAGGAGAAGCAACAGAGGAAUGCGGACUGUCUGGCAGAACUGAACGAGGCCAUGAGGGGCCGGGCAGAGGAAUGGCACGGGCGCCCCAAAGCCGUGCGGGAACAACUGCUGGCGCUGUCCGCCUGCGCCCCUUUCAAUGUCCGUUUCAAGAAGGAUCACGGACUGGUGGGACGUGUGUUCGCCUUCGAUGCUACUGCCCGCCCGCCAGGCUACGAGUUCGAGCUGAAGCUCUUCACCGAAUACCCCUGUGGUUCUGGCAACGUGUACGCGGGAGUCCUGGCAGUCGCUCGCCAGAUGUUUCAUGAUGCUCUGCGCGAGCCGGGCAAGGCGCUGGCCUCAUCAGGCUUCAAGUACCUCGAAUAUGAACGCCGGCACGGCUCUGGGGAAUGGCGCCAGCUGGGAGAGCUGCUAACGGAUGGGGUCCGCAGCUUCCGCGAGCCAGCACCCGCCGAGGCCCUGCCCCAGCAGUAUCCAGAGCCGGCCCCUGCAGCCCUCUGCGGCCCUCCCCCACGAGCCCCAUCCCGGAAUCUGGCUCCCACUCCACGCCGUCGCAAGGCCUCCCCUGAGCCCGAGGGCGAGGCAGCUGGGAAGAUGACCACAGAGGAGCAGCAGCAGCGGCACUGGGUGGCACCCGGUGGCCCAUUCUCCGCUGAUACCCCUGGUGUGCCCUCCCCCAUCGCCGCCCUGAAGAACGUAGCCGAGGCCCUGGGCCACUCCCCCAAGGACCCUGCCGGGAGUGGGGGCCCUGUGCGCGCCGGGGGUGCGAGCCCCGCCGCCUCCUCCACGGCCCCACCUCCAGCCCAGCAUCGUCUAGUGGCCCGCAACGGUGAGGCAGAAGUGAGCCCCACAGCAGGGGCGGAAGCUGUUAGCGGGGGUGGUAGUGGCACUGGGGCGACCCCGGGGGCCCCCCUGUGCUGCACCCUCUGCCGGGAGCGUCUGGAAGACACCCACUUCGUCCAGUGCCCCUCAGUGCCCGGACAUAAGUUUUGUUUUCCCUGCUCCCGCGAGUUCAUCAAGGCUCAGGGCCCUGCUGGAGAGGUGUACUGCCCCAGCGGAGACAAGUGCCCACUAGUGGGCUCCUCUGUCCCCUGGGCCUUCAUGCAGGGAGAGAUCGCCACCAUCCUUGCUGGAGACAUCAAGGUUAAGAAAGAACGGGACCCCUAGGCCACCACUGCCGCCAGUCCACUGCCUAUCCACCCCCGCCCCCCUCCACCCCUUGCCACCCACCGCUGCUGCGGAUAAAUUAUUCCCUCCCCUACCCAGGCCUGUGCCUCCCUCACCUGUGUACAUACCCACUUCCUUAUCCCAGAUGGGUCCCCUGGGGUAGAUGCAUUGAGGGUGGGGGGAGAAAGCUGUCCGAGGGGGUAUUUGGGGUCCCCUGACCCCUCUGGUUUCCCUCUCCCCUCCUUGGCUUGGCUUUGCUGCUGCUUGUAGUUGAGGGAGAGGUGGCCCCCUCCUCCUUGAGAAGGGGCCUCCUGAAAUCUCGCUCUUUAUAAAUGAAGCAAAAGCAUUUUAUUGCCCCCCCCCCCCAUCUUACCCCCUUUCCCCCCUUCAAUAAACCGAAAGAUGG
Messenger RNA from Budorcas taxicolor (takin), 2333 nucleotides. RefSeq names its product interferon regulatory factor 2 binding protein 1 (gene IRF2BP1). Gene Ontology annotation, molecular function: transcription corepressor activity. NCBI's taxonomy places the organism in Eukaryota, Metazoa, Chordata, Mammalia, Artiodactyla, Bovidae. Gene Ontology annotation, cellular component: nucleus. The record is from RefSeq and is a predicted model, not a curated record. The coding region runs from base 173 to 1927 and encodes 584 amino acids. Gene Ontology annotation, biological process: regulation of transcription by RNA polymerase II. The transcript has a single exon.